Messenger RNA from Meloidogyne enterolobii, 182 nucleotides. Lineage: Eukaryota; Metazoa; Nematoda; Chromadorea; Rhabditida; Meloidogynidae. The record is from the annotation of a GenBank genome assembly.
UUAUGAAUAUUUUAUUGCAUAAUUUGGAGUUGAAGUUAACUAGAGAAGGUUCGCAAAUAACUCCACAUCUUCGAUACAAUCAUCCAAGUAAAUGGGGAAAUAGGCAUUCUCUUAGGAGAGGACAGAAAACAACUGCGGAUAUUGUAAAGCUUUUUGGUAAAAAUAAAAACGGAACUUGUUAG